CCAGCAGCAAGAUGAGCUACAGCUGGGAUCCUCUGGGCGCUUCCCCUUAUCGGAAGAUGCACACGGACCCCUCCAGGCAUCUGGCUCGGAACUUGGGCUACUCAACCCCCGGCUUCCGCGCCCAGAACUGGUCCAGGGGAACUGGGAGCUUCAGCUCCUCUGUCAAGCGCAGCAAUGUGUCCAGUGUGCGGGGAUACAGCCCGGUAGCCCACAGAUCCUCCGAGAGUGUGGAACUCAGUCACUCGUCUCUCUUCAAUGAUGACUGCAAAGUGAACGAGAAAGAGUUGAUGCAGGGUCUCAAUGACCGCUUUGCUGGCUUCAUUGACAAGGUCAGGCAGCUGGAGCAACAGAACAAGGGGCUGGAGGCUGAAAUCACGGACCUGAGGCAAAAGCAAACAUCUUCUUCCCAGCUGACCUGCAUCUACGGGCCAGAGAUCAGGGAGCUCCGGAACCUCAUCCAAGAGCUGGAGAACCAGAAGGUGCAGGUCCUGCUGGACAGGGACCACCUGGGGGAAGAUCUCCAACAGCUAAAGGGAAAGUUCGAGGAAGAAGCGCGAAUCCGAGAUGAGCUCGAAACAAACAUCCGAGUGUGUCAGAAAGGUAGGGACGAGGCUCACCUGAUUAAGUUCGAACUGGAGAAGAAAGCCCAGUCUCUCGCGGACGAGGUCGUCUUCCUGAAGAAUAACCACGAGGAAGAGGUGGCUGAUCUCUUCGCUCAGAUCCAGGCGUCGCAGGUUAGCGUCGAGAUGAAAGAUUUCCUGAAGCCUGAUCUGACGGGAGCCCUGAGAGAGAUCCGAGCUCAGAUGGAGGGAUACACCAGCGUUAACAUGCAGCAAGCAGAGGAAUGGUUCCGCACGAAAGUGGCCAAACUCAACGAAGCUGCAGAAAUCAACAAUGAAGCCAUCCAGAGCACAAGGCAAGAGAUCAGUGAGUAUCGCAAACAGCUACAGUCAAAGAGCAUAGAGCUGGAGACAGUGAGAGGAACCAAGGAAUCCCUGGAGAAACAGAUAAAUGACAUUGAAGAAAGACAUGAUGCAGAAUUAGUCCACUACCAGGAUACCAUUCAACAACUCGAAAACGAGCUGAAAAAUACAAAGUGGGAAAUGAGUCAUCACCUGAGGGAAUAUCAAGACCUGCUGAAUGUCAAAAUGGCGCUAGAUGUGGAGAUCGCCUCCUACAGGAAACUUCUUGAAGGCGAAGAGACAAGGUUUGGCACAAUUACAGGUAGCUUCACUCCUCCUUCAUAUACCUACAGACAAGCACAACCCAUGACUCAUUCAGUUUAUGUCACGACAAAGGCCAAGGGUACCCCCACAAAGGCUGCGCCUCAGUACAAAUUUGUAGAAGAAAUUAUAAGUGAAACAACAAAGGAGGUUGAUAUGGCAGAGCUAGAAGAUACCGUUCGAGGAGCUAUCUCCGAUGAUGGCUCUGGUGAAAAAUUCGAUGAGGAUGACCAAACUAAGCAGGAAGAUGAUGAAGAUAAGGAUGAGGCGACAACAGCUGAAGCUUCAGAUGAUGAGGAGGCUGAGAGAACGAGUGAAACAAAAGAAGAGGGUGCAGAGGAAGAAGCUGAGGAGAGCAAAGAAGCUGAAGAGGAGGAAACAAAAGCAACAGAAGAAUCUGAAGAGAAAGAAAGUGCUGAAGCAAAUAAAGUAGAAGAGACAUCUGAAACGAAGACUGAAGAAGAAUCUACAAAGACAAAAGAAAAUGAAGAUCUAGACGCUGCUGAAACAAAAGAAGAAGAUGAAACUACAGAAUCUAGAGAAGAGGAAGAGGCUACAGAGACAAACGAGCCCGACGCACAAGAAGCUACUGAAACAAAUGCUAAGGCUGAGCAACAAAAAGCUACAGAAAGCAAAGACACUGAAGAGAAAAAAGUUGCUGAAGGAAAACAGGGCAAAGAAGAAAGGACAGAGAGAAAAGAGCCUGAAGAGCAAGAAACAGUGGAAACAAAAGCUGAGGCUGAAGAGGAAGGAGUUGCAAGCACAAAAGAUGAAGAUGAAAGUGAGAAGCAAGCAGCUACUGAGGAAGAUCAGACUGAACCAGGCGAUGCUACAGACAAAAUAAAUGCCAAGGAACAGGGUGAAGACCAUGCAACUCAACAAAAAGAGGAGCCAAAAGGAGCAAACGCAAACCAAAAAGGUGAACCUGGAUCUGCAGCUGAAGAGGUUGCAGAGGAAAGUAAAGAUAGAAAGCAACUGGACAAACCAGAGCAAGAGUCACAUAAAGUGAAAGAAAAGACAAAAGCAGAUGAAAAAGAAGCUGCUCCUCAAGAAUUAGGAAAAGAAAGUGAAAAACAGACAACCAAAGUUGAGAAAGUACAAGCAAGUGAAGUCACAAAGGUGUCAGAAACAGGCCAAACCGGAAAGUCUAAAGAACAACCGAAAGAAGAAAAGGUCGAAGACAAAAAAGCUGAUGCCCCUAAGAAGGAAGGGAAAGAAGCAAACAAGGCCAAGGAAAUAGCAACACUGGAAGAAACAAAAACUGACAAAGAUAGUAACAAAAAAGAGGAUAGCAAGGAAAGUGAAGGAAAAACAGUGAAAGCCUCAGAAGCAGAGAAAGCGCAGGAAAAAGGUGGAAGCGACCAGCCUGAAAGCAAGAGCACCCAGUCUGGAGAGAAAACGCCGGAGGCUGUCUUAAACGGCUUGGAUAUCAAAUUGGAUAAAGAAGAAAAAGAAGUUGAAACUGACAAGAAAUCUACAAGAACUGCAACGGAGGUAAUUCAGAAAAUUGCAGAGGAAAGCAUCAAGACCAAGGAAGAGAUCGUGAAAGUCUCAGUUACCAGCACAGUGAAAAAAGAAGUGAUUGAAGAAACAAAAAAGGAAGAAAGAUCCAUGACAGUUUCAUCAGAUACUAAAAACGAGGUCAAAGAAAGUAGAUGAAUAAGAGAAAACUUAAUAGAUCAGACAGUAAGAAAUGCAUGUUACACAGUAAAUGUCUGGCACUUCAGCAAUUUAAGAACAUAGAAAUGAAAUGUAUGUUUCUGCAAUAGGAAGUAUGGGAUUUUCUCAGGGGAAUAAUUUCAAUUUUAAUUUAUUGCUGCAUGAAUAAUUGCACAAUUAAACAUUGCCAUUGCCAUGGGGUGCUUACAGAUAACUUUGACUUUGAGAAAUAGUUUUGAUGUCUAUGGAAUCAAAUACAACAGAAAAAGCCUUAAUUUUCCUGUUGAUUUUAAUAUAUUUAAGUACAUGCGCAUUGCGUACUGGAAUUCAGACAUUUUUGAGUCCUCGAUGAUACUAAUA
Molecule: messenger RNA, 3242 nt
Organism: Carcharodon carcharias (great white shark)
Lineage: Eukaryota; Metazoa; Chordata; Chondrichthyes; Lamniformes; Lamnidae
Product: alpha-internexin-like
Exons: 3
Coding region: 12-2882 (956 amino acids)
Biological process (GO): neurofilament bundle assembly
Cellular component (GO): postsynaptic intermediate filament cytoskeleton; cytoplasm; axon
Molecular function (GO): structural constituent of cytoskeleton
Source: RefSeq, a predicted model, not a curated record